Molecule: messenger RNA, 1623 nt
Organism: Closterium sp. NIES-65
Lineage: Eukaryota; Viridiplantae; Streptophyta; Zygnematophyceae; Desmidiales; Closteriaceae
Source: the annotation of a GenBank genome assembly
AUGGACGUGGACGUGGACAUGGACGUGGACGCGGACGUGGACGUGGACGUGGACGCGGACGUGGAUGUGGACGUGGACAUGGACGUGGACGUGGACGUGGACGUGGACGUGGACGUGGAGGUGGAGGUGGACGUGGACGUGGACGUGGACGUGGACGUGGACGUGGUCGUGGACGUGGACAUGGACGUGGAGGUGGACGUGGAGGUGAAGGUGGACGUGGAGGUGGAGGUGGACGUGGACGUGGACCCAGACGUGGACGUGGACGUGGACGUGGACGCGGACGUGGAUGCGGACAUGGACAUGGAUGUGUACGUGGACAUGGACAUGGACGUGGACGUGGAUAUGGACAUGGACGUGGACGUGGACGUGGACGUGGACGUGGACGUGGACGUGGACGCGGACGUGGACGUGGACGUGGACGCGGACGCGGAUGUGGACGUGGACGUGGACGCGGACGUGGACGUGGACGCGGACGUGGACGUGAACGUGGACGCGGACGUGGACGUGGACGUGGACGCGGACGUGGACGUGGACGUGGACGCGGACGUGGACGUGGACGUGGACGCGGACGCGGACGUGGACGUGGACGCGGACGCGGACGUGGACCUGGACGUGGACGCGGACGUGGACCUGGACGUGGACGCGGACGUGGACCUGGACGUGGACGCGGACGUGGACCUGGACGUGGACGCGGACGUGGACAUGGACGUGGACGCGGACGUGGACAUGGACGUGGACGCGGACGUGGACAUGGACGUGGACGCGGACGUGGACAUGGACGUGGACGCGGACGUGGACAUGGACGUGGACGUGGACGUGGACAUGGACGUGGACGUGGACGUGGACAUGGACAUGGACAUGGAUAUGGACAUGGACAUGGACGUGGACGUGGACGUGGACGUGGACGUGGACAUGGACGUGGACGUGGACAUGGACAUGGACGUGGACGUGGACGUGGACGUGGACGUGGACGUGGACAUGGACGUGGACGUGGACGUGGACGUGGACAUGGACGUGGACGUGGACGUGGACGUGGACAUGGACGUGGACAUGGACGUGGAGGACUUGGACGUGGACAUGGACGUGGUCGUGGACAUGGACAUGGACAUGGACAUGGACAUGGAUAUGGACGUGGACCUGGACGCGGACGUGGACAUGGACGCGGACGUGGACGCGGACGUGCAAGUGGACGUGGACGUGGACGUGGACGUGGACGUGGACAUGGACGUGGACGUGGACGUGGACAACUUGGACGUGGACGUGGACGUGGUCGUGGACGUGGACGUGGACGUGGACGUGGACGUGGACAUGGACGUGGACAUGGAUGUGGACGUGGACGUGGACGUGGACAUGGACGUGGACAUGGUCGUGGACGUGGUCGUGGACGUGGACGUGGACGUGGACGUGGACGUCGACGUCGACGUGGACGUGGACGUCGACGUGGACGUCGACGUGGACCUGGACGUGGACGUGGACGUGGACAUGGACGUGGACGUGGACGUGGACGUGGACGUGGACCUGGACGUGGACAUGGACGUGGAGGACUUGGACGUGGACAUGGACGUGGUCGCGGGGACGUGGACAUGGACGUGGACGCGGAUGUGGACGUGGACGUGGACGUGA